GUAUGUGCUACAAUGCUCCAUCCAACAACAAUGCCUUGCACUUUCACAAAAACAAAACAAAACGACUGUGAUAAAAGUUCAGCAAAAAACGUGUAAGCAAAUAAAAGUCUGUGAAAAGUGGUGGCAAACUGGAUACGUCAAUUGAUUUAGUUGCUUUCAGAGCGAAGUUGGAGCGAGUCGAGCGAAAGUUUAACUGGUCCGUUGGGCGCAUUUUCAUUUCUGUAUCAAAUUUUGCAGUGCUUUUCAAGUGUUCAUUAUAGUGUGUGUGUGUGGUUCAUGUGAAAAAAAAAAUACAGAAAUCAAUUAAGUAAAUUUAACUAAUAUACAAAUAUCUGACUGAAAAUUUACGGUAAGAAUCUGUUGAAAAAAAAGUCGAAGGAUUGCAUAAAAAUACUCCAUAGGUAAUAAAGUGUACAAAGUGCAUGAUCGUGUUGAAGAAAACCUGUCGUCCAGCCGAUUGUAUUCUAUCCAGACUCUGCAGCUGGAACUGUGCAUCUAAUUAUUGGUAUAUGUAUAUACAUACAUACAUUCAUACGUUAAAAAAUAAUAAAGGUUGAAUUCAUAUGUACUGCACGUAUUCGAAGUGCCGUUUGUUCAUAAUACCCCACAACGUGUUGGAGCGUGUAUUGCUGCUGAUGCACAUAAAAUCCGCUAAUCGCCUGCAAACCGGCAGACAUAUUUGAUACAUACGCACAUUGUAUUGCAUACGCGCAAAAGCUUGUACAUAUUAUAAACGGCAAGUGCAUAAAUUUGUAGUAAAUUCAUAUAGUGAAUCUCAAAAAUACGCAAAACGCACUAUUACUGAUAGUUUAAAGCAUUGUUUGUUCAAGUGUGAAACUAAAAAGAUUUUUCGGAAUUUAUUACAUUUCUAAUUGGACUGAAAUCAACUUGGAUUUUUGAGCUUUCCAACUUGACCUGCUAUACAAAAGACGGUCGUGACAGAAUAAGAUAAGAGAGGAAGAGGGAGAGUAAGCUGAGAGCAACGUUUUCGGAAAAAUUUCGCUAUGCCGCUAUUUUCAAAAAAGGGUCCCAAAUUUAGUAGAGCAGAUUCCGAUCUAUCUACAAAUGCCGCUACCACUGCCACGGGGGGCAACACAUCAUACAACGACAACAAUAACACAACGGCCAACGGUAAAGCGACCACUAUGAAUGGCAGCAGCAACGCGAAUAACCGCAACGAUUCAUACAUUCCCAAACCGCAACUAAUAUUCCAUUGCCAACUGGCGCACGGCAGUCCAACCGGUUUGAUAACCGGCUUUGCGAGUGUACGGGAGCUCUAUAAAAAGAUUGCCGAAUGCUACGACAUCCCCGUCGAGGAGAUACUUUUCUGCACUUUGAAUUCACACAAAGUGGACAUGACAAAACUGCUCGGCGGUCAAAUCGGACUGGAUGAUUUCAUAUUCGCGCAUCGAAAAGGGCGACCGAAAGAGAUUGAGAUCGUAAAAUCAGAGGAUGCGCUCGGUUUAACCAUAACCGAUAAUGGAGCAGGUUAUGCAUUCAUUAAGCGCAUUAAAGAGGGUUCGGUCAUCGAUCGCAUCGAACACAUUAGCGUCGGCGAUCAUAUUGAGAAGUUGAAUGAUAUUACUAUGGUUGGUAAGCGACAUUACGAAGUUGCGCGUCUGCUUAAGGAUAUACCUACCGGCACCACAUUCACGUUGCGACUGGUGGAACCGAUGAAGAGCGGCUUCCAGGGUAUCGGUCCGCGCACACAAUCGCGCGCGCCCUCUGGACGUGGCUAUGGCAGUGGCAAGGAGACAUUACGUUUUAAGGCGAACGGAAAUGUAGAGAUCGAGGACAAAUUCGACGAGUCAACGCAAUCGGGCAUUGAGGCGAUCAAUAAUUUGUUAGAAUCGUUUAUGGGCAUAAAUGACACCGAAUUGGCGACACAAAUUUGGGAUUUAGGCGCGAACAAGUCCAAUUCAAUGGACUUUGCGGAGGCUAUCGACAAUUCCGAUUUGGAGUCUUUCGGCUUUACCGAUGAUUUCAUUAUCGAACUGUGGGGUGCUGUAACGGAUGCCAGACGUCGGAAAACGGCGAAGAACUGAAAGUGUGCCUACAAUUUUAAAAUAAUUAUAAACUAAAGGACUCUCAGUAGACGAAACGAAUUGGUGACGUUGAAGAGAGUAAACAGGAAAACGGAAAGAGAGCGAGAGAGUAAUGCUGUAAUACGAUGUAAAUGU
Molecule: messenger RNA, 2180 nt
Organism: Bactrocera latifrons
Lineage: Eukaryota; Metazoa; Arthropoda; Insecta; Diptera; Tephritidae
Gene: kermit
Product: PDZ domain-containing protein GIPC3
Exons: 2
Coding region: 1005-2045 (346 amino acids)
Molecular function (GO): protein binding
Source: RefSeq, a predicted model, not a curated record